This is a messenger RNA of Haliotis rubra (blacklip abalone), 1200 nucleotides long. Its product is annotated as RNA 3'-terminal phosphate cyclase-like protein. Gene Ontology annotation, cellular component: nucleolus. NCBI's taxonomy places the organism in Eukaryota, Metazoa, Mollusca, Gastropoda, Lepetellida, Haliotidae. Gene Ontology annotation, biological process: ribosome biogenesis; endonucleolytic cleavage of tricistronic rRNA transcript (SSU-rRNA, 5.8S rRNA, LSU-rRNA). Gene Ontology annotation, molecular function: RNA endonuclease activity. The record is from RefSeq and is a predicted model, not a curated record.
UCUGCGCCAUCUGUACCCAUUAGACGGAACACAGUGCAGGCCACGAGGAUAGAGAAUCAUGUCAACAAACACACUUACAUUCGAAGGGUGUAAUUUCUUUCGCCAACGUCUUGUUUUGGCAACGUUGAGUGGAAAGACUGUUAAAAUAAGAAAAAUAAGAUCUACAGAUGACAACCCUGGUCUUAGAGAUUUUGAAGCUAGUUUUAUCAGGCUUCUUGAUAAACUUACAAAUGGAUCAAAAAUUAUCGUGAGUGAAACAGGAACUAGUGUGUUUUAUCAGCCUGGGUUGCUGUCAGGGGGAAGUAUCGAGCAUGACUGCAGCACCCAGAGAUCCCUGGGAUACUACAUCGAGGGGCUGCUGCUGCUGGCACCGUUCAUGAAGCGACCAAUCAAAGCUGUCCUCCGGGGUGUCACCAAUGACAAGACAGAUCCAUCUGUUGAUUCAAUCAAAUUGUCCACAUUUCCUGUGUUGAAGAGGUUUCUGGGUACAGAUGAGGGUCUUGAACUGAAGGUGACUCGGCGUGGUGCAGCCCCAGAUGGUGGAGGGGAGGUUGUGUUGUGUUGUCCAUGUCGUCAGAAGCUCCGACCCAUACUGUUCACAGAGGCAGGCAAAGUCAAGCGGAUCAGAGGUGUGGCGUGGGCGACAAGAGUGUCACCUUCCAUCACCAACAGAAUAGUGGAGUCAACACGAGGGGUGCUGAACCAGUUCCUGCCAGACAUCUACAUCUACACAGACCACAGGAAGGGCGGACAAUCGGGAAAAUCCCCAGGCUUUGGACUGACUCUAGUAGCAGAGACUCUGAAUGGGGCAUUCCUGUGUGCAGAGUCAGCCUCCAAUGAGAAAGGAUCAACAGAAGGUCCAACAGUGCCUGAAGACCUUGGCAGAAACACAGCUAAACUCCUCCUGGAGGAGAUAUACCGGGGUGGCUGUGUUGACUCCAGUAAUCAGAGUAUGGCCGCCCUCUUCAUGGUUCUGGGACAACAGGAUGUCUCAAAAAUACAGACAGGAACCCUAUCGUCUUACACGAUCCAGUUCCUGCGAGACAUCCACCAGUUCUUCCAGGUUCAGUUCAAGGUGGAUGUACAGAGUCAUGGCCCAGAGGAGGAGGAGGGGCUGCAGGAGGGAGGGGAGAAGCUUCUCUUGACCUGUGUAGGGGUUGGUUUUACAAAUGUCAGUAAACCUGUUUUAUAGCAUACAAA